Molecule: messenger RNA, 291 nt
Organism: Lathyrus sativus (Indian pea)
Lineage: Eukaryota; Viridiplantae; Streptophyta; Magnoliopsida; Fabales; Fabaceae
Source: the annotation of a GenBank genome assembly
AUGAUGGAGGUUGUGAUUAUUGUUGUUUUUGCUACACUUGGGAAUCUACUUAAUGGAUGGGAAAGUUCAGCCAUUGCAGGGGCUAUGACCUACAUUAAACAAGAAUUUGAAUUGGAAAAGGAUCAAUCACUUGAAGGGUUGAUUGUGUCAAUGUCUUUUAUAACUGCAACUGUUGUCACCAUAUUUUCCGAAACAAUCUCUGAUAUGGUUGGAAGAAGACCUAUGUUGAUAACAUCUUCUGUUAUGUUUAUCACCGGUGGUUUGAUACUUUUUUUUUCACCGUCCAUCUAA